Messenger RNA from Penaeus vannamei (Pacific white shrimp), 2461 nucleotides. The record is from RefSeq and is a predicted model, not a curated record. Lineage: Eukaryota; Metazoa; Arthropoda; Malacostraca; Decapoda; Penaeidae.
GAUAACUCUGCGAUUGAUGUUUUAGCGGUGUGAUUUCAAACCAUCUGCUAUAAAAUAUAGAAGCGUGAACGUCAAAUCAACAUAAGGAAAGCCUCUGUGCUGAAACAUGAAGAAAAAAAUCCCUGCAUUAAGGAGCAUGAGCAGUCUUACAAAUGUUUAGAUGAAAACAAUUAUAACAGGGACGUUUGUGCAGGCUAUUUUGAGAACUACAAAAAAUGCAAAGAAUUUUGGAGUAAUUUGAGAGUGGAGCGGAGGAGACAAGGCAUUGAACCAAACUUACCACCCCCAGAGGAACGGGAAAGGAUCAAAAAGGAGUACCUGCAGCAAGUAAAAGCCAAACGACAAGCUGAAUCACAAAGAUAAUAACAAGAAAGUAUGAAAACUGCUUUUCUCCUUACAAGCUAUCUGCACACAAUACCUAAAAGUUUAAAUUUGAUAAUGUAUAUAUUCAUCAUAUAAUGGAGUCAUGUGACGCUUCUACAUAAAUUUUUAUGAGUAUGAAAUUAAAAUUGUAGAUAUGCAAAUAAUAACUUUAUAGUGUAAUUAAUGUUGCUUUUCUGUUUCCUCUAUUGGCAGUGAACUUUUCUUUAAGAUCUUUUUUUCUACUUUAUUUCUCAUUUAAUUUACCAUUUUGGGGGGUUGCUCUGCUAGUGAGUGGAUUGGCUUGUAAACAUUUCUGUCUUGCCCUCUUCAUCUUCUACUCUCCUGCAUCUCUCUUGAAAAUUAGACAUUGUAAACAUACUGAAAAGGAUACAUAAGUGGAAAUUAUUUUUAGAAAUCAAGAAAAGGAUUUCAUAAAGGGACAUCUUGAUUAUGAGUUUAGUCCCAAAAAAUAUAGAUUAGAAGAUCAUUGCAGCACUGUGACAGUAGCAUCAACAGUAAUAAUUAUAAUGUUAUAUUUAUUAACAGAAGAUGGAAUUCCAGAUGUGAUAUUUGAUUACUUUCUAAGGAUAUUUCAAAGUUCAUCUAUUUAUAAUUAAACAUUGACAUGGGAAUGUUGAGAGAGAAAAAUUUUCUCAAGGAACACAAAGUAAGAGAUAUUAGUAAAAAUAGAGUACAGUAAAAUAUAAACAGGAUAACUUUUUUCAUGGUCCCCUCGGCAUAAAUAACAGAUAGAAUUUAUAUCUACAAAACCAGGGAGGGAGCCGAAAGGACAAUGAAAUUAGAAAAAAAUAUAAACAAGAUCUUUAGAUGAAGGAAUGAAGAAGAAUGUUUAUAAUGUUUAUUUAAUGUAUAAAACUUUAUAAAUGGUAGUUGGUGGUGGCUUAGAAUAGUGAAGCAUCUCCAGGACGGCUUUUGAACACAAUGGGAGUAAUACGGAUUGCCUUGCUGUCAGCACUGUUUGCACUGUUAGCCAUUAUUAUUGUGAAGUUAUACCCUUACUACCCAAGUGGACGAGUUGGAGUCGUUUUCUAUUCUUGUACAAAAGACAGCCAUAGCAGAGAAGAAUUUAAGGCAACAAUCGAGGGUGUUGCACCCCUUGAGAUCAGCCCAUCUACCCCUGUGACAGUCAUUGUGCACGGCUAUACUGAGUCUUCGUUCAGGUCGUGGAUUAUUGACCUCACUAAUGCUCUGUUAAUUUUCGAGCCAAGAAGUUUUAUCAUUCUGGUAGACUACUGGGACUUGACAACUUUAUCCCGUCCAUACAUGGCAGAGAAUGUGAGACAUAUCGCAAAUCAGACUGCGGCACUCCUGGACCUGCUUAAUGAAGAAAAGGGAAUCAGUUUGUCAGAAGUGCACCUGAUUGGCUUCAGCCUUGGAGGAAGAAUUUCUGGUAUUAUUGGAGACUUAGUCAAAGCUGGAAAAAUUGGCAGGAUAACAGGAUUAGAUGCUUCAUACCCUUGGGCCCAAUCACCAAGCAGUUCAGAGUUCCUUGAUGCUAGCGAUGCCAAACUAGUCAUUAAUAUGAGAACGUCACCUGUGGGAUCUCGAUCUCCGCCAGGUCAUAUUGACUUCUUUGCUAAUGACGGACUCCUGCAACCAGGUUGUGACAAGUGGUACUUUCCCAAUGCAAUAAAGAAUACUUGCAGUCACUAUCGGUCUGUUUUCAUGCUGGUUGAAGCUGUUCAGAAUGCACACAAGAGACUUUUUCCAUCCUGCUCAUGUGAAAGCUGGGAAAAAUUCCAAGCCAACUUAUGUGACUGCCAAGUCACUAACCACUUUGGACUUUUUCCUGAUGAAAACACACAUGGUACCUUCUACUUAACAACAAAUGCAGAGCCUCCAUAUUCAAGACCUCUUAAAUAGAGAUGCAUAUAAGGACAGUUCUUGGUUAGAUCACUCUCUAUAAAGUGGAGUUUUCUUAAGAAUUGCUCUACAUUUGAAAUAAAUGGUGUUAUGUGAAAAUGGAGCAUAGACAGUAUAUAGACAGUAUUAUUUUCUUCUCUGUUUUUGUUUUUGUACUUGUUAAUUAUAUAAAUUUCACCCCUAAGGAAAAUGAGAAAGUAUGAAGUGACUUAUU